Messenger RNA from Corythoichthys intestinalis (scribbled pipefish), 6056 nucleotides. RefSeq names its product sulfite oxidase (gene suox). Gene Ontology annotation, molecular function: molybdenum ion binding; heme binding; sulfite oxidase activity. Lineage: Eukaryota; Metazoa; Chordata; Actinopteri; Syngnathiformes; Syngnathidae. The record is from RefSeq and is a predicted model, not a curated record. Gene Ontology annotation, cellular component: mitochondrion. The transcript is spliced from 5 exons. Gene Ontology annotation, biological process: sulfur compound metabolic process. The coding region runs from base 15 to 1850 and encodes 611 amino acids.
GACUGGCGGUCAUCAUGCUUUGGCGGUGCUGCUCGCUUUCGCAUAGGAUAUUCGAUAGAUUCUGCGUGGCAGAGUUGAAGUCGCUACAAACAAGCGGGCGUCUGACAGACUUUGCAUGUAACAUCAAUGCCAUGUUGCUGCUUCGGCGCUGUUCAGGUCUGACUUCGUUUGGUCCCCUCGUGCCUCUAAGACCCCGUGCAUCCGUUGCUGCUGGGUGGUGCGCGGUUCGUCUCUUGGGUGGCAACAGCAAAGACCAGAGAUGGGAGAACGCUGGACACGGUCUGAGCUGGAGACGAGCUUUGGCGGGUCUCCUGGCUGGGACAGGAGCUGUAUUGGCUUACGGCCUCAACCAUCAUAAGGCGGAGCGGGCAGACGCUGUUAGCAUACCAGUCACUGCACAGAACUCCCAAUUUCCCGUCUUCAGUCAAGAAGAGGUCACCAAGCACCGCACACUGCAAGAUGGUAUCUGGGUCACUUUCAACGGCGGCGUCUACGACAUCACCGAGUUUGUCGCGAUGCACCCCGGCGGAGAUAAAAUCCUGCUGGCGGCAGGUGGGGCCCUCGAACCCUUUUGGGCCCUCUAUGCCGUGCACAACCAGGAGCAUGUGCUAGAAAUCCUCUCGGAAUACAAGGUUGGCGAAUUGCGAGCAGAAGACCAGAAGAAGCAGCAAAGUGCGACGUCAUCGGAUCCGUACUCGUCGGACCCCGUGCGACACCCUGCCCUGCGCGUCAACAGCCUUAAGCCCUUUAACGCUGAGCCGCCACCCGAAAUUCUCUCAGACAGUUACGUCACGCCAUCCGCUAUCUUCUUCAAGAGGAACCACCUGCCCGUCCCUCAGGUGGAUCCAGCGUCCUAUGAACUGCAGGUGGACGGCCUACCCGGAGGGGGUCUCAAGCUCUCCUUGGAGGACUUGAAAAGCCGCUUCCCCAAGCACACGGUCACGGCCACGUUGCAGUGCGCGGGCAACCGACGCUCCGAGAUGAACACAGUCAAGCAGGUGAAAGGACUGAACUGGGGCAUCUCUGCCAUUAGUAACGGCGUGUGGGCCGGCGCCCGUCUUCGGGACGUGCUGCUGGCGGCCGGCUACGGUCCAGACGCGGCGCGGUGGGCGCGCCACGUUCAGUUCGAGGGACUGGACAAAGACGUGACGGGGACAACUUAUGGCGCAUCCAUCCCUAUACACAAAGCAGUUAGCGAGGAAGGCGACGUGCUACUGGCUUACGAAAUGAACGGCGAGCCUCUUCCGGCCGACCACGGCUUUCCGGUUCGGGUGGUGGUGCCCGGAACGGUUGGCGCUCGGAAUGUCAAGUGGCUGUCCAAGAUUACGGUGAGCGCAGAGGAGAGCGGUAGCCACUGGCAGCAGAACGACUACAAAGGUUUCUCGCCGACCACCGACUGGGAUACCGUCGACUUUAAGUCCGCGCCGGCCAUUCAAGAACUUCCCGUCCAGUCGGCCAUCACCGUGCCCGCGCAAGGCGCCUCGGUCCCCCGCGCUGACGAAGAAGUGACGGUUAAGGGCUACGCUUGGAGUGGCGGAGGACGAGAAGUGGUGCGCGUCGAUGUAUCUCUGGACGGAGGGAAGACGUGGCAGGUGGCCCGGCUGAGGAGCGGCGACAGCGGGGAAACCCUAGAACCUCCCCCACCGCCGGGGAGAGCCUGGGCCUGGAAGCUUUGGGAACUGACGGCCCCGCUUCCCCCAGAUGCUCGCCAGCUGGAGAUAGUCUGUAAGGCGGUGGACAAUAGCUACAACAUGCAGCCCGACACGGUUGCUCCUAUCUGGAACCUUAGAGGUGUGCUGAGUAACGCCUGGCACAGGGUGAAGGUCACCAUCAGUGACGAUGAACAAUAAACCUCAUCGGACCACUGAUGACAACCCGGCUGGAUGUUCCGUCUGCAUUUUAACUUUGCCGAAUGGGUGCAAUUGUGCAGAUAGGUUCAUGUGGAAUUUUGAAGUUGUACAAGAAUUGGAGUGACUGAGCCAAAAUUAGAAAUGGAAAGCCCUUUGAGCUUUUAUUUGAAUGUCUUGUGCAACAUUAGGUCCGUUUACUAGUAGUCAGCAUGGCUCAGCUGGUAGAGUGUCUUACUUUGGAAAGAGUACUAGCACAUGCACCUAAAGCUGGAUCUCAAGGACAAUGUAGUAGUAAAUUAUCAAAUGUUUUUUUCCGUACCUCACACACACUUGGAAGGGAAGUGUUACAUUUUUGUUUAUAGCAAAGAAUAUCUUUCAUUAAACGUGGCUUUGCAAGGCAAAGGCCCAGAUAGUAAAAUUCCUUUUUUUUUUUUUUUUUUGAAAGGCGUUUCUUCGGCGCGGUGCACAGCCCAAACCGUUUGACCGACCGUCACCGUUCAACUAUCAAAAUGACCGAAACCUUCACGCGACGCAGGAAAUUUUUGGGAAGAAUUUGCCAAAAACUUAUACGGUCCCCCCAAAAUUUGCAAAAAACUGUCCCAUUCAUUUCUAAUGAGAUGCCUUAGACAGCCAUAUACACUCACCGGCCACUUUAUUAGGUACACCAUGCUGGUAACGGGUUGGACCCCCUUUUGCCUUCAGAACCUCAAUUUUUUGUGGCAUAGAUUCAACAAGGUGCUGGAAGCAUUCCCCAGAGGGUUUGGUCCAGAUUGACAUGAUGGCAUCACACAGUUGGUGCAGAUUUGUCGGCUGGACAUCCAUGAUGCGAAUCUCCCGUUCCACCACAUCCCAAAGAUGCUCUAUUGGAUUGAGAUCUGGUGACUGUGGAGGCCAUUUGAGUACAGUGUUGAGAACAUUGUCAUGUUCAAGAAACCAGUCUGAGAUGUUUUCAGCUUUAUGACAUGGCGCAUUAUCCUGCUGAAAAUAGCCAUCAGAAGUUGGGUACAUUGUGGUCAUAAAGGGAUGGACAUGGUCAGCAACAAUACUCAGGUAGGCUGUGGCGUUCCAACGAUGCUCAAUUGGUACCAAAGAGCCCAAAGAGUGCCAAGAAAAUAUUCGCCACACCAUUACACCACCACCACCAGCCUGAACCGUUGAUACAAGGCAGGAUGGAUCCAUGCUUUUAUGUUGUUGAAGCCAAAUUCUGACCCUACCAUCCGAAUGUCGCAGCAGAAAUCAAGACUCAUCAGACCAGGCAACGUUUUUCCAAUCUUCGAUUGUCCAAUUUCGAUAAUCUUGUACAAAUUGUAGCCUCAGUUUCCUGUUCUUAGCUGAAAGGAGUGGCACCCGGCGUGGUCUUCUGCUGCUGUAGCCCAUCUGCCUCAAAGUUCGACGUACUGUGCGUUCAGAGAUGCUCUUCUGCCUACCUUGGUUGUAACGGGUGGUUAUUUGAGUCACUGUUGCCUUUCUAUCAGCUCGAACCAGUAUGGCCAUUCUCCUGACCUCUGGCAUCAACAAAGCAUUUCCGCCCACAGAACUGCCGAUCACUGGAUAUUUUUUCUUUUUCGGACCUUUCUCUGUAAACCCUAGAGAUGGUUGUGCGUGAAAAUCCCAGUAGAUCAGCAGUUUCUGAAAUACUCAGACCAGCCCUUCUGGCACCAACAACCAUGCCACGUUCAAAGUCACUCAAAUCACCUUUCUUCCCCGUACUGAUGCUCGGUUUGAACUGCAGGAGAUUGUCUUAAACCAUGUCUACAUGCAUAAAUGCACUGAGUUGCCGCGAUUGGCUGAUUAGAAAUUAAGUGUUAACGAGCAGUUGGACAGGUGUACCUAAUAAAGUGGCCGGUGAGUGUAUGUCCAAAUUUCCCAUUCAUUUCAAUGGAAGGGAAAAAUAGGUCCUUGUGGUUUUUGACCAUUUACCAAGAAAGCCCAUUGACAUAUAACUGGCGCCCAAGUCAGUCGAUGCCAAUGACAGGCACUCACGUACAUUCCAUUGACGGCCAUGUACGACCAAAUUUCCCAUGUUCAAUGGCAGAAAAACGUAUGGUUGUGAUUUUUGACCAAAAACAUACCAUUACAGCCUAAUGACAUUCAAUGGGCCCCCAUGUAAGUCCAUGUCAUUGACAGCCAUGCAACAGGACGUGUCCCGGAAAUGUCCCCGAAUAAUCAGGAAAUGAUAUCAAUAGGGCGUUUCCCCGAAAUGUCCCCAAAUCAAAAGUGACCUGAUAUCAACAUAACGUGUCCCCCAAAUAUCCCCAAAUCAACAAGUGACCUGAUAUGAACAGAAAAUGUCCCGCGAAUGUCCCCAAAUCAACAGGAAGUGACUUGAUAGCUCUGUAUCCAUCACAGCAAAGCCCCAUCUUAAUUUCUCUAGAAACUGCAGUUUCUAGUUUCAAAUGUUCUCGUUGAAGUUCUGAUAAGUACUUGAAAUUUAAAAAUGGUAACUAAUGAAGUGAAAUGUUAGAUAUUUUAAUACAUGUCUAAACUGCUAGGCAUGGCUUAUCUGUCGUUUUGACUCUAUGGAUAGAGAGCACAGCAAUUAUAAAAAUGAAGAUGAUUUGCUGUGUCAGAAAAACAUAGGAAAUAUUAAACCUUUGUUCCUUUUUGAAGUUUCAAUAAAGAAUUUUGUAUUCCCUUAAUGUUGUCAUAUUGUAUUAAUAAGCAGUGAAAGAUGCUGAGAACACAAUAGUGGGGUUAAUAUGGGAAAUGUUCAUUGUCUUUGAAGAUGAUGAAUCAACAGAUUUUAAUGUUAUACUUGAGUCAUUGUGAUGAUUUCAACUGGUCAAAAACAAACCUGCUUUGUCAGUACUUUUAUUAAAGUGGGUGUUUUUCACCAUUUACUGUACAUGAUAGAUACAGUGAGGAGCAGAAGUAUUUGCACCCCUUGCAAUUUUGCAAGUUCACCCACUUAGAAAAUAGAUAGUGGUCUGAAAUUUCAAUCAUAGAUGCAUUUCCACUCAGAGACAUAAUCAUCAAAAAAUCUAGAAAUCACAUUGGAUGAUUUUUUAAAAAAAUAAUUGUAAUUUACUGGGGUUCAUAAGUAUUUGUACCCCUGAGAAUCAGCAAUAAUUAUGACAUUCAAAGAGUUGUCAGUCUACCUUAAAAAAUUGGAAAGUCAACUGGAAAAAGUCAAUUGGAAAGCAGCUUAAUGAGAAUAAAUCAACUGUUGCAGCAAUUGUUAGAAAAUGGAAACGCCUAAACAUGACUGAUAAUCUACCUCAGACUGGGGCUCCAUGUAAAAUCUCACCUCUUGGGGCAUCACUCAUGAUGAGAAACGUGAGGGCUCAGUCUAGAACUACACGGCAGGAGCUGGUCAAUAACCUGAUAAGAGCUGGAUGCACAAUUUCGAAGGCUACUGUCAGUAAAACACUAUGGUGCAAUGGUUUAAAAUCAUGCAUUGCUCAGAAGGUUCCUCUAUUGACGACGCCAGUACAUGCGAAGGCCUGUCUGAAGUUUGCCAGGCGCCAUCUGAAUGAUGCAGAGGGGUCAUGGAAGAACCUCGUGGUCAGAUGACUUUUUGGUGCAAACUUUACUCGUCUUGUGUGGAGGAAAAAAAGGAUGAGUAGAAUGCCAAGAACACCAUCCCCACUGUGAAGUAUGGGGUGGAAACCUCAUGCUUUGGGGCUGCUUUUCGGCAAAGUGGACAGGGGGACGAGGAUGAAUGGUGAAAUAAAUAUUCAGAUUUUGAGCCACAACCUCCUACUCUCAGUCAGCGACUUGAAGAUUAGUCGUGGCUUGAUCUUCCAACAUGACAAGCUGACCAAGGAGUGGCUGCAUAAAAGGUUUAUCAAGGUUCCCUCAGUCAGAGAGUCGUGGCUGGAUCUUCCAACAUGACAAUGAUCAGAAGCACACAGCCAAGCUGACACAGGAGGGGCUGCGUAAAAAACAGAUCAAGGUUCUGGAGUGGUUCAGCCAGUCUCCGGGCCUCAAUCCAAUAGAAAAUCUUUCGAUGGAGCUCAAACUUCGUGUUUCCUAGCGACAGCCCCGAAACCUGACAGAUCUAGAGAAUAUUUGUGUGGAGAAAUGGGCCAAAAUCCCUGUUUCCAUAUGUGAAAACCUGGUGAAGAACUACAGAAAGCGCCUGACCUCUGUAGUUGCAAACAAAGGGUUCUGCACUAAAUAUUAGCACUGAUUUUCUCAGGGGUACAAAUACUAAUGAAGCCCAGUAAAUUACAAAUAAAUUAUUGAAAAAUCAUACAAUGUGAG